UGUCUCGCUGGUUGUCAGCGCCAUGUUAUUGUUCUGACUGCGGAUCAGCAACAAGUCUCCGGGGAGCGGGGAGGCCGGACGGCAGCCUGCGGGAAGAGAUGGCUAAUAGCUAGCAAGGCACACACAUGACCAUGAUGGCUCAGUUUCCCACAGCCAUGAAUGGUGGUCCAAACAUGUGGGCUAUCACUUCUGAUGAGCGAGUCAAACAUGACCAGCAAUUUUUAAGUCUUAAGCCACUUGGAGGGUUACUUUCAGGUGACCAAGCUCGAAAUUUCUUUCUGCAGUCUGGUUUGCCAAAGUUAGUACUGGCUGAGAUAUGGACCCUGGCAGACAUGAACAAGGAUGGAAAGAUGGACCAGCAGGAAUUUUCCAUAGCAAUGAAAUUGAUCAAGAUGACCCUUCAAGGCCACCCGGUGCCAACAACACUUCCAAUCAUUAUGAAACACCCACCAAUCCCUUCACCCUUGGGCUCGGCACGAUUUGGGAUGGGAAGUAUGCCAAAUCUGUCAGUCCCACCAAACAUGCCUCCUUUUGCUUCCUUGGCUCCCACAUCAUCUUUGACCUCAGGGACAACAAUGCCACCUUUGGGUAUGUCAGUCCCCCUGCUUCCUGCUGUUGGUACAUCAGCAUUGCCAAAUGGUACAUCUAUUCUCAUACCUCCAAUGUCUGCACAGAGUUCUGCAACACUUCCCCAUUCUGGACCUCUGAGGCAGCCUUUACCAGGAUUUGGAGGCACUGGUCUGCAGAAGGCUCAAUCAUUGAUUGAUCUUGGCUCCAGCAGCAGUUCUUCAUCAUCUAAUACUUCUCUCGCAUCACCAAAAGUGAGUUCAUCUGACUGGGGAGUUCCCCAGUCUGCAAGGCUCAAAUAUCGACAGUUGUUCAAUAGCCUUGAUAAAUCCAUGAGCGGCUACCUCUCAGGCCCCCAAGCCAGAAAUGCUCUUGUACAAUCCAAUUUGUCUCACAACCAACUAGCUACCAUAUGGAGCUUAGCAGAUGUUGAUAAGGAUGGAAAGCUCCGAGCAGAAGAGUUCAUUUUAGCCAUGCACUUAAUUGAAGUGGCCAAGUCUGGUCAACCGCUUCCUCUCUCACUUCCUCCAGAACUGAUACCACCUUCUUUUAGAACAAGCAAAUGGGGUGAUGGAAUAAAUGGAGCCCCGACUCAGUAUCAAGAAGUUACGCAGGAAAUCCAAGAGCCUCAGAAAAAAUCACCUGUCACUUUUGAAGAUAAAAGAAAAGCUAACUAUGAAAAAGGGAAUGCAGAGCUGGAGCGGAGGCGUCAGACCCUUCUAGAGCAGCAGCAACGAGAGGCAGAUCGAAGAGCACAACGGGCCAAGGAGGAACAGGAGAGGAAGGAGCGUGAGCUGCAAGAGCAGGAACGGAAAAAACAACUUGAUCUGGAGAAACGAUUGGAGAAACAACGUGAGUUGGAAAGACAAAAGGAGGAGCAAAGGAGGAAAGAAAUUGAAAAACGAGAGGCAGCAAAGCAAGAACUUGAACGUCAGCGUCAGCUUGAGUGGGAGCGGAUUCGGCGACAAGAACUUCUCAAUCAACGAAACCGGGAACAAGAUGAGAUUGUCCAGUUAAAGGCCAAGAAAAAGAGUCUGGAACUUGAACUGGAGGCACUAAGUGAGAAACAGCAAAAUGUCACCAGCAGAGUGCAAGAAGUCCAAAGCAGAAAAGAAGUUCAAAAAAAUGAACUGGAUCUUGUAAAUCAGAAACAUGACCAGCGACGAAUAGAAGUAAACCAUUUACAACAACAACUCAAGGAGUUUCAGAAAAUGUUGAAUCAGUUAAUUCCUGAAAAGCAAGCUCUGGAUGACCAAGUAAAACAAAUUCAGCCCAACUCUGCUUACACUACAAGUCUCACGCUGUUGAAUCGGAAUCAUGCAGAAAAGAAAGAGUCUUGUGAACAACUUCGACAACAACUGAAUGAGCUAGAGAAACAGACAGCCAGCAAACUUUCUGAAAUGGAUGCUUUUAAUACUCAAUUACAGGAGCUGCGGGAAAGCUACAGCAAACAGCAGUUUGCCCUGGAGCAGCUCUAUCGAAUUAAGGAUGAUAAAAUUCGAGCAAUUGAAAGAAAGAAAGCUGAAGAUCAAGCAAAGAAAAAAAGGGAAGAGGAGGAAGCAAUAAGAAAAGCAAAGCAAGAAAAAGAGAAUCUCUGGAAAUCAAGAAUCAAAAGAGAAGAGGAGAUAAGACAGCAGAAGUUGGAAGAAGAGCGACUUCAAGACAAGAUCCGUGAGGAGGAAAAUCAGAAAACUGAGGCAUUUGCUGCUCGGCAAAGGGAGAUAGAAGCAGAAAGUAAAAGGCUCUCUGAGGAGAAGCAUCGUCGUGAAGAGGAGGAGAAAAAGAGACUUACACAGCUUCAAAGAGAAGCUGAAGAAGAAGAGAAGAGGAAGGCUCAGAUUCUAAGAAAAGCAGAGGAAAAACGCCAACAAGAAGAAGAAAGGAGAAGACAGGAAACAAUAAAGCAAGGUGAAGCUGAGAAGCGUCACUCAAAGACUGAUGUACAAGAAAAGUUGAAGGAUGUUCUGAAAUUAACUGACAAACCAACAUAUGGAUUAAGGAAAGAAGUGCCACUCAACAAAAGUAAAGUCUCCCUGCCUGCAAAGUCAGCAAUCUUGAUAACUUAUCGAGCAUUAUAUCCAUUUGAGGCAAGAAAUUAUGAUGAACUCAGCUUUCAAGCUGGAGAUCUAAUUGAGGUUGAUGAAACAACUGAAGGGGAAUCAGGCUGGUUGUAUGGUACAAUGCGAGGCAAAUCCGGUUGGUUCCCAGUGAACUAUGUGGAGAAAAUGACAGAGAGUGAAGCCCCUUUAUCACCCAAAAGAGCUUUAUUGCCACCCUCAAAACCUACUUCAACUACCUCAACAUCUCCUGGACCACAUGCUCAAAAUAAAAUGAGUGAUGAAGGGAAUUUUCAAUCAAGUCGAGGUUUCUCCGGGAUUAGUGGCAGUCCCAUUUGGCAGAAAUCUGCUUUUACUCCAACUCUUCCCCCUGGUUCUGGAUCACCAAUUUAUGAUCAGGUUGAAAAUGUAAAAACUUUUAAGGCACUGGCACUUUGUUCGUGGACAGCAAAAAAAGAGAACCAUUUGAAUUUCUCAAAAGACGACGUAAUUGAUGUUCUGGAACAGCAGGAUAACUGGUGGUUUGGAGAAGUUCGUGGUGGAAAGGGCUGGUUCCCCAGGUCAUAUGUCAAGAUUAUCGCUGAUCAAACACAGUCAUCAGUGGAACCAGAACCUGUUUAUGCUAAGAUCAGCAAGAGCUCCAGCCCUAUUUCCCAACCAGUAGAAGAGUAUAUUGCACUAUAUCCUUAUGAAAGUGCUGAAGCUGGAGAUUUAACCUUCAAGGAGGGUGAGGUUGUUCUGGUCACCAAGAAAGAAGGUGAAUGGUGGACUGGAGUUAUUGAAGAUAGAACGGGUGUCUUUCCAUCAAAUUAUGUCAAACCAAAGGAUCCAGAUGCAUCAAGUAGUUCUGGAAGAUCAGGAAUAAUCAACAAGAAGCCAGAGAUUGCUCAGGUUGCCUCCGCAUACACUGCAACAGGUACAGAGCAGCUCAGCCUCAUCCCAGGCCAGUUGAUACUUAUUCUGAAGAAAAAUGCUACUGGAUGGUGGCAGGGUGAAUUACAGGCCAGAGGUAAAAAGCGUCAAAAAGGAUGGUUCCCUGCCAGUCAUGUCAAAUUGCUUGGGCAAAGUAGUGGCAAAUCCACUCCUGCUCCAACUCCAGUCUGUCAGGUCAUAGCUGUAUACGACUAUACUGCCGUGAAUGACGAUGAACUGAGUUUCUCUAAAGGGCAGUUCAUUAAUGUGCUGAAUAUGGAUGAUCCUGACUGGUGGCAAGGGGAGAUGAAUGGAAUAAAUGGCUUAUUCCCUUCCAAUUAUGUGAAGAUAACCACAGAUUCUGAUCCAAGUCAACAGUGGUGUGCUGACCUACAGUCCCUUGAUACCAUGUUACCUAUAGAAAGAAAACGCCAGGGUUAUAUCCAUGAACUGAUUCAGACUGAGGAGAGGUACAUGGAUGAUUUGCAGCUGGUUUUAGAGGUUUUUCAGAAACAAAUGGCUGAAUCUGGGCUUAUGACAGACACUGAGCUGGGAACAAUCUUUGUGAACUGGAAAGAACUCAUUAUGUCCAACACCAAGCUGUACAAGGCACUUCGUGUGAGGAAAAAGACUGGUGGGGAGAAGAUGCCAGUGCAGAUGAUAGGAGACAUUUUAGCUACUGAACUAUCACACAUGCAGGCCUACAUCCGGUUUUGCAGUUGUCAGCUAAAUGGUGCAGCUAUCCUUCAGCAGAAAACUGAUGAAGAUCCAGAAUUUAAAGAUUAUCUUAAGAAAUUGGCUUCUGAUCCGCGAUGUAAAGGGAUGCCACUAUCUAGUUUCUUAUUGAAGCCAAUGCAAAGGAUUACACGGUAUCCACUUAUUAUUAAAAAUAUUUUGGAAAACACUCCAGAGAUCCAUGCAGACUAUAACCAUUUAAAGCUGGCAUUGGAGCGGGCAGAGGAGCUAUGUUCCCAGGUGAAUGAAGGUGUCCGUGAGAAGGAAAACUCUGACAGACUGGAGUGGAUUCAGUCGCAUGUUCAGUGUGAUGGAUUGGCAGAGCACAUUGUUUUCAACUCCAUAACAAACUGCUUGGGACCUCGAAAGUUGCUGUAUAGUGGAAAACUUUACAAAACAAAGAGCAACAAAGAAUUAUACGGCUUCCUUUUCAACGAUUUCCUGCUGCUUACCUACAUAGCUAAACAAUUUAUUUCGUCAAGCUACGAAAAACUGUUCAGCUCUAAAUGUAAUUCUCAGUUUAAAAUGUACAAAACGCCUAUUUUCUUGAAUGAAGUUCUUGUGAAACUGCCAACUGAUCCAUCAAGUGAUGAUCCAGUCUUUCACAUUUCACACAUUGAUAGAGUGUACACACUAAGAGUGGAAUCUUUAAGUGAAAGGACUGCCUGGGUUCAAAAGAUUAAAGCAGCAUCUGAACACUUUAUAGAAACUGAGAAAGGGAAACGUGAAAAAGCUUAUCAAGCCCGCUCACAGAAGACAAGUGGAAUAGGGCGACUUCUUGUGAGCAUUAUUGAAGCAACAGAAUUGAAAGCCUGCAGGGCAAAUGGAAAGAGCAAUCCCUACUGUGAAGUCACCAUGGGAUCCCAAUGUUACACGACCAGAACACUGUCAGAUACUUUGAACCCCAAGUGGAACUUUAACUGCCAGUUCUUUAUCAAGGACAUUUACCAAGAUGUAUUGUGUAUCACAGUCUUUGAAAGGGAUCAGUUUUCACCUGAUGAUUUCCUAGGUCGGACAGAGGUUCCGGUAGCAACAAUCAAAAAAGAGCAAGAAGGCAAGGGACCAACUACAAAGCGCCUUCUUUUGCAUGAAGUCCCAACUGGUGAGCAGAAAGCCUGUUCAGACUGAAUGAGAGAUUGGAUAAGGCUGAAAUGACGUGGUGCAUUCAAUUUUCUACUGGUCGAAUGAGAAACCACAGUUUAAUUUUCACCAGACUUCAGGAACCUUUCAUAAAAUUAUAACUACAUUGAUAAAAUAUGUUGUAAAUGGCCAGCAGGUUGGCCAGAAUGUGAAAGACACAUUGGUUUAGGUAGUUAUGAAAGGUUACACCCAAAACAUGUCAUUCUCAGUUGUUGAUUGACUGGUUUUGCACUUCUUUUCUGGUUUUAUCUAACAAAUUACCAGCAUUAUUUUUGGCUACAGAGUGAAGGCAUACCCUAAGAUGAAUGCAAGUGCACUGUUCACCAGUAUCUAUUUCAUGUCUUUUGUCAUUGUUCUUAUCCAUUUUUUUUAUUGAGAAUCCAGCUAUCAAUGUGAAUAUAUGAAGCAAUUUAACUGUUAUUCUGCUGUUCUAGUUCCUGCACAGGUGCAGUGGGCUUUCACAUAGUCUUCAUUUCAAGUGUUAUAAAUAAUCUUUAUUUUGAACUUACUGCCACAUUUUUGUUUUUCCUGCUUGAACAACAAGUUUAUUUUUAAGAUGUAUUUGUAAUACACAUGGCAUCACUGCAAUACGCAGUCAAAUGAUCCAAAAACAUUUUUAAAAUCACUUUCUGGUAUUCAUUACUGAAGACAAUUCAAAUCUUUCUUCAUCUGUAUUCCUUAGCCUUGGAAAACAGAAGAUUCAUUAUUGCAGCUGUGUUUAGUGGAAGGAUGCUAUAAAGUGAUAUAAUGUAUGUGAUCAGCAAUAUUAACUGUUUGAUACAGAACUACUGUAAACUAAUUCAAGGAGCUCCAAGCUGUGAAGUCCUUCAUUUUAUAAUUUGGAGCACGUGCUCCUGGUUAGACAAAGCUUUCACGUGAAUUCUUCCUGACUGUCAGGUAUAAUCAAUAAAUGAAAACAAAUAAAACACAAAAUGUUGGAAGUGCUCAAUGGAAACAAAGUGUCAAAUUGAUUACCCUUUGUCAGGUCAAUAAACUACUUUCUUUCUAUUUAAUUGUACAAAUUACAUGUGAGAACUCAGUAUUAUUAUUGUUAGUUCAAAUUGAAUGCAUUAAUUUAAAAAUAAAUCAUUGGUAAUUGAUGGAGAAGAUGAGGAAUAAAUGACUGGUAACGCCCAAAAUUAUCCUUUGUGCUGCUUUCAUUCUUGCAGUCCAAGCAGUUUAGAAAACUUAUACAACUCACUAUUCAUUUUACGUGAGUGAACAUUAUGAAUGGAGGAGGGAGUUUGAUGAAGAACAUGAAUAUUAGGUAUCUAGUGGGAUGUAACCAAUGGUAAAAGCUUGUGAAUUUUGCUCCAUGUCCUAAACAAACAAAUUGAGCCCUUAAUUAUAUAGCCAACCAUCCACAGGCUAAUUAUUGGUUAUAGAUUGUUCUUUGUGAGUGUACUUCAAAACUAUACCAUUGGUAAAUUUAUCUGCCAAGUCACUGAAGAUUCUUUUUCUUAGUUUCACUUUAUUCUGCAAUAAUUCUGUGUAACUACUGGGAUGCUGGGCAGGCACUGUUACAACUAGGUGAGGAGGGGUGAAUCAGCUCUCUCUUUUUAACCCCAUUGUUGACCACAACAGAAGUUUUAAAUGUUUAGCAUGCAGCUAUAUCUCACUUGAAUUAAGACAUAGUACUGGUCAAACAUAAGGUGCCAAUUGCAAGGUUUUGAUGUGAGAAAGAGGGAUUUUUACUAAUACCAAGGAAAAGAUAAAGAAACACACACAAACCCAGGUAUAAAGUUUAAUAAGAAAGGUACAUUAAUCCUUAACCUAAGGUCACAGUUCAAUUGAUUUCCUGUAUCCUCAGCAGUGGCAAGAUGUAUAGAUAUUCGAGUUCUAACUGAAUGGAUAUUUCUCCAAUUUGAUCACAGCACUGUUUGUCAAGAGAGUUGAGAGAAACAAGGAUAAAGAGAGAUUCUUCCAAUUCUGAUAUUACAAAUCUAUUCUUUUUCUCACUGCUUGGUCCAAAACAAAUAUAAUUCCUUUCCAAAUUUAUCAUUAACUGACUGCAAUUAUCAUUCUAUUGCUAAAUUGAAUCUUGUGGGUUACAAGAUUGUGAUUUUUUAAAUUUACCUGGUGGUCAAGCAGGAAUUUUCAAUGAAAAGUGGCAGAGUUCUGGGAUUCCAGUAAGGCUGUUCUGAAUAUUUCCCAAUAUAUUUUCUGAUCACUGGUAUGCUUAGUUUAUACAGAAAUUAUUUCAGCACCUCUGCUGCUAUCUGUCUGCUGCAGUGUUUGAAAACCAUUCCAGCUGUUGCACUGACUGCACAGCAUCCAAUAAAAUGGCAAGAAAUGUUCAAUGUGAAGAUUUUGAUCAUUCUGAAAACAUAAUUUCAAACAAAGAUGCUAAACUGUAGAAUUAUAUAGUGGUUUAAUGGUGACUUCUAUUUCCAACUAUGUUGAAAACAAUCGUUGUACAGUUGGCCAAGCUGCUAGAAAAUUGGUAUUGACUGCCAGACCAUACCACAAUAUGGUGUCUUUAAUGGUUAUUUAAAAUGUUUGCACCUGACUUUUAAAAAUUGAAUGUAUAAAAAUCCAAAAUAGCUGUAUGUCAUGCAGCAUUAGUUUUCUUGAGUGCAAAAAUGUAUAUUAUAAAUGAGGGAACAGGGAAUGUCUAUUUUGCCAAAUAUUUUUCUUACCUAUACAGGAGAAAUUGCUAUUAGGGUUAUGAAUAUACACUGUGAGGUAUUAAAUCUCUUUAAUAAUUCAGUCAAACCACUGUCAAACUGUUACUAGUACUGAGAACAAGCAUUUUAAAGAGGGAAUGUACUGGACAUUAAAUAGUUAAUAUUAGUCUUGGCACGCAUGUUUUGUUUUUUGUGUUGAAUCAUGUGAAACUAUUUUUUAAGGAAUCUUCUUUUUAUGCCAUUGCUCAUCCUAUGCAGUCUACUGUAGAUAAUCUCUUUGCACUACUGUGGUAUGUCUCAGUUGCUUCAUAUUUUGUAGAUUGAAUUUUGUUGUAUAAUAUUUGGUUUGAUAACAAUUCUCUACAC
Messenger RNA from Hemiscyllium ocellatum (epaulette shark), 8404 nucleotides. It is a transcript of the gene itsn2b, whose product is annotated as intersectin 2b. Gene Ontology annotation, biological process: endosomal transport; clathrin-dependent synaptic vesicle endocytosis; positive regulation of Rho protein signal transduction. The record is from RefSeq and is a predicted model, not a curated record. Gene Ontology annotation, cellular component: cytoplasm; intracellular vesicle; clathrin-coated pit. The coding region runs from base 126 to 5399 and encodes 1757 amino acids. NCBI's taxonomy places the organism in Eukaryota, Metazoa, Chordata, Chondrichthyes, Orectolobiformes, Hemiscylliidae. Gene Ontology annotation, molecular function: protein binding; calcium ion binding; guanyl-nucleotide exchange factor activity. The transcript has 40 exons.